CAUUAGCACGCAUAAUGUAUAAAAAUUAUGAGGUCCACAUUUUUUGUUUAAUUAUUUUAUUAGUAUGUGGAAAAUCAUCAUUAGCAAAUAUAACACAUGAAAAUAAUCCAAAUGGAUUGGUUUUACUAAAAUAUGAUUACAACAACGAAACAUUUUGCCUUGGAACUUUAAUAGAUAAAGGAUACAUUAUCACAUCGGCGCGAUGCAUGCAUUAUCGAACGUGGCCUGGAAUUCUACCGAAUUUUUUAGUAAAACUAAUCUCCUUAGUUAAUUCAACAAUUCAAACGAUAGAUGACGUAUUUAUUCAUCCAAAAUUUCAAUAUGGGAAUAUCAUAAACAAUAUUGCACUUAUUAAGUUAAAGAAUAAUUCAACAUCCAACGGUUACGUUCUCCCAAAUAACAAGAAUACUGUUUUGAGUAACUGUACAAUACCUUUGAUAAUAGAGGAUAAAUUUACAAGAUGGCAACAAGUUAACGUCAUGAAAUGUGGUGAAUUUUCUGAAUAUUUAUGCAUAAUAGACGUUAACAUAACAAAGGCUUUAGAUGGAAGUUCGUUAUUUUGUAACGGUAGUUUGAGAGGUAUCAAAAACGCAGAAGAAUCUGGAAAUUUGUAUACAAAUAUCAAUAAUUACGUAAACUGGAUAAACACAUGUUCACCAAUUUGUUUAAUAAACAUAUAUUUGUUGAUAGGUACAUUCACAAUUAUUAAUGUAAUAUGAAUAUUUCUUAAAAUUAUUUAAAAAAUAUAUUAGUAACUGCAUAUUAAAAUAGAA
Messenger RNA from Aethina tumida (small hive beetle), 773 nucleotides. Its product is annotated as serine protease 1. NCBI's taxonomy places the organism in Eukaryota, Metazoa, Arthropoda, Insecta, Coleoptera, Nitidulidae. The record is from RefSeq and is a predicted model, not a curated record. Gene Ontology annotation, molecular function: serine-type endopeptidase activity. Bases 15 to 719 code for a protein of 234 amino acids. The transcript is spliced from 6 exons. Gene Ontology annotation, biological process: proteolysis.